This is a messenger RNA of Hyaloscypha bicolor E, 579 nucleotides long. RefSeq names its product GTPase rho1. Gene Ontology annotation, biological process: small GTPase-mediated signal transduction. Gene Ontology annotation, molecular function: GTPase activity; GTP binding. Lineage: Eukaryota; Fungi; Ascomycota; Leotiomycetes; Helotiales; Hyaloscyphaceae. Bases 1 to 579 code for a protein of 192 amino acids. The transcript has 6 exons. The record is from RefSeq and is a predicted model, not a curated record.
AUGGCAGAGAUCCGUAGAAAGCUCGUAAUCGUCGGCGACGGAGCCUGCGGUAAAACUUGUCUUUUGAUUGUUUUCUCCAAGGGCACCUUCCCAGAGGUCUACGUCCCAACCGUUUUCGAGAACUACGUUGCCGAUGUUGAGGUUGAUGGAAAGCACGUCGAGUUAGCACUAUGGGAUACGGCUGGACAAGAAGAUUACGAUCGUCUCAGACCGCUCUCAUACCCAGAUUCGCAUGUCAUCCUCAUCUGCUUUGCCGUCGACUCACCGGAUUCUCUCGACAACGUUCAGGAAAAGUGGAUCUCUGAAGUCUUGCACUUCUGCAGCGGCCUCCCAAUCAUCCUCGUUGGUUGCAAGAAGGAUUUACGUUACGACCAGAAGACCAUCGAAGAGCUCCACAAGACCAGCCAAAAGCCUGUUACUCCCGAGCAGGGCGAGGAGGUUCGCAAGAAGAUUGGCGCCUACAAGUACCUUGAGUGUUCCGCAAAGACAAAUGAGGGUGUCCGUGAGGUUUUCGAACACGCCACACGCGCCGCGCUCUUGACCAAGAAGAAGAAGGAGAAGAAGUGCAUUGUCCUGUAA